Messenger RNA from Hippopotamus amphibius kiboko, 939 nucleotides. RefSeq names its product olfactory receptor 52A5-like. Bases 1 to 939 code for a protein of 312 amino acids. The transcript has a single exon. Gene Ontology annotation, molecular function: olfactory receptor activity; G protein-coupled receptor activity. Gene Ontology annotation, cellular component: membrane. Gene Ontology annotation, biological process: G protein-coupled receptor signaling pathway. Lineage: Eukaryota; Metazoa; Chordata; Mammalia; Artiodactyla; Hippopotamidae. The record is from RefSeq and is a predicted model, not a curated record.
AUGCCUAUUACAAAUGGCACUGUGUUUAUGCCCUCUGUGCUGACUUUUAUUGGAAUCCCUGGCCUAGAAACUGUACAGUGUUGGAUUGGGAUUCCAUUCUGUGCUAUGUACAUCAUGGCUUUGAUGGGAAAUUCUCUCCUUUUGAUCAUCAUCAAAUCUGAACCCAGUCUCCAUGAGCCUAUGUAUAUCUUCCUGGCCAUGUUGGGAGCCACUGACAUUGCACUUAGCACCAGCAUUGUCCCCAAGAUGCUUGGAAUUUUUUGGUUCCGCUUGCCAGACAUCCGUUUUGAUGCUUGCCUCUUUCAGAUGUGGCUCAUCCACACAUUUCAGGGUAUUGAAUCAGGAGUCCUGCUGGCCAUGGCCCUGGACCGCUUUGUAGCAAUCUGUUAUCCUCUGAGGCAUGCUACCAUAUUCACUCAACAACUAGUCACAAACAUUGCACUUGGAGUGACGCUGCGGCCAGCCAUCCUGGUAAUCCCAUGCCUACUGCUCAUAAAGUGCCGUCUCAAACAUUACAGAACCAAGCUAAUUCCCCACACUUACUGUGAACACAUGGCCCUAGUGAAGCUUGCCACUGAAGCCGUUUACAUCAAUAAAUUCUAUGGACUUGUUGGAGCAUUUAUUGUUGGUGGCCUUGACCUCAUUUUGAUCACCCUCUCCUACACACAAAUAUUUAUUACUGUCUUCCACCUGCCCCAGAAAGAGGAGCGUCUUAAGGCAUUUAACACAUGUAUUCCCCACAUAUGUGUCUUCUUCCAAUUCUAUCUCCUUGCUUUUUUCUCCUUUUUUACUCACAGGUUUGCAACAUAUAUCCCAUCAUAUAUACAUAUCACCUUGUCCAGCCUUUACCUCCUGGUUCCACCUUUCCUCAAUCCAUUUGUCUACGGGGUGAAGACCAAGUACAUCCGCGAUAAGGCAGUAAAAAUGUUGUGUUCCUAA